UCUCUCCUCUCCAGCUUCUUUGUGAUGUAGUGAUGUGGAGGAAGGAAUCCCGCUCACCUUCAUGUGCUGCCCACCCUCUUGUGAGAACUCAGUGAGCUUCUGAAGCCCAUCCUUCCAUAGCCUUACAGGAAUUUCUCAGGAUAUUGACCACACUUUAACUCAGACAAGAAGGAAGGAGCAAUAAACAGCACAGCAUGCUGAGGGUGGCCAGACACCUACCAGUAUUGUUUACCUGGACUCAGUGAGCAAGCUCACCCCAUGUCUGACUGUUGGAACACAGGAAUGUUUCUGGGGCCUGGGAAGAGAAGACCUAUGAGGAAUUGGGGGACCUAAGUAAAUGGGAAUAUUUAAGGGCUUGGAGUAUCUUUCUUCCCCUUCCUUUCUUCCCCUUCUUUCCUUGCCCCACAAAAAUAUGUUUUUCCAGUGUGCUUGUGAGAUAUACUAUGUUUUAUUCCUGCAGAAUCAUAUAUAUUCUCUUUUCUCUCCUCCUUCACUGUUGCCAUCCAUCUUCACUAAUUGAUUUUGACUGAAGAGGCUUCCCAAAUCUGCACAGAGUAGACAAGCAUGGGGAAAUAUGCCUGGUCCUUGCUAACACAGGAAGAAAAGGGGCAGUGCAGGGCUCGGCUGGGUUGGGCAGGUGGGAGAGAGUCCUGUUGCCAAGGGUAGUAGGGUGAGACAGCAGAAAGCUGUGGGGAAAACUACUUGUCUGCAACAGCCAUUCUCUUCCUCCUUAGGAACCCUUCUUUUGGCAGCAGCAGCAGCUGAACACAGAAGAACAAAGCAGCAAUGGGUGGAUCAGACUAAAAACCACUCAGAUUUAUUUUUUCCUUCACAGACAACAAGGGCAUCAAACUAUUUCCUACAAGUUGCUGCCAAAGGCAGCUUCCUGCCUUUCUUUUGGGGUGAAACAGCAUUGCAUUGGCCCUACCCUGUGGAUUGCUGGUGGCACGGUGACUUACACCCCACUGCAAUUGUGCUGGCAGCCUAGGAUGGGCAAUAACAUUUCACUGCUCUUUCAUUUGAGACUCAUUUCAUUAUACGAGGGGAAAAAAUGUACCUCCUAUUUUUCUGGACUCCCCCAGUGCCCUCUCCUUGAGUUUAACAAAAUACCAUAACCCAUCAAGCCAAAAAAAAAAAAAAGAAAAGGAAAAUAAUUGCCCAAAUAAAACAUGAACUUCAAAACAGACUUCAAAAAUUGCCCAAUUUGAUAAAUAAUGAAAAUAGCCAGAGUGGAGAAAUAGAGAAAUCUUCUGAUUGUGGAAAGCAGAAAUAAAAAUGGUUUAUUUCCGUAUUAUAUAAACCCCAAAGUCAUAGAGGUGGCAUUGUGCCAUGCAAAUAAGUUACCAAAGUCAGGAGGAUAAGAUGUGUGAGUACCACUACCACCAUAUAUUCUCUCUGAAUAUGACCUCUUUAAAUAAAUAAAUAAAUGCCAGGCUUAAACAUUGCAUUAUUUUCCUUACAGCUAACCCUAGUGCUCCUGCCAUAAUUCAAGAUGUCCACACAAGGAGGGACAUCUUCCAACUGUUGCAGGGAGAGAAAAGGCAGGGCCAUGUUUGGGAGGGACAAAGCUGAGAGCAAAAGAGGAAGCGACUGCUCAGAAAGUUGAAGGAACAAUUCUGUUAACUCACAAAGCAUCUUCCAGUACCUGUCUCAAGCCUUCUGCAGCUGCUGCCAGACAGUUACAGAAAAUUUUGCCAAGGUGAUUCAUGGUUUGAAUGCAAAUCACUUGACAGAUCGAGUAAUUCAGAGAAGUAAGCGAAUGAUUCUGGAUACUCUUGGAGUGGGGCUUCUGGGUACCAGCACCGAGGUCUGCCACAAAGUGGCACAGUACAGCAAGAUCUACAGCUCAGAUUUAUCCAGUACCAUCUGGGGCCACUUGGAUUUCCGACUGCCUCCUCUGUAUGCAGCUUUUGUGAAUGGAGUGGCUGUGCACUCAAUGGACUUUGAUGAUACCUGGCAUCCAGCCACACACCCAUCCGGGGCUGUGCUCCCUGCAGUGAUUGCACUCUCAGAGGCCUUUCCUCAGAAGAAAAAAAUCUCGGGUCUUGAUCUGCUCUUAGCUUUCAAUGUGGGAAUCGAAGUGCAAGGCAGGUUGCUGCACUUCUCUAGAGAGGCCAGCAAUAUUCCAAAAAGGUUUCACCCACCGGCUGUGGUUGGUACAAUGGGGAGUGCAGCAGCUUGUGCUAAACUGCUAGCUCUUGACCAGCUGGAAUGUAAAAAUGCCUUGGCUAUUGCUGCCUCCUAUGCAGGUGCCCCACUGGCUAAUGCAGCAACCCAAAUAAAGCCUCUCCAUGUUGGGAAUGCUGCCAAGCACGGACUGGAAGCAGCUUGCUUAGCUUUACAGGGCCUUCAAGGAAACAAACAGAUUUUGGACAUGGAGUCAGGGAUGGGUGCCUUUUACACAGAUUACAACCCACAGACUCUGCCAACCUUGCAGUCCUACCCCUGGCUCUUGGACCAGCAAGAUGUAGCCAUCAAACACUUUCCUGCUCAUCUUGCAACACACUGGGUGGCUGAUGCAGCAUCUUCUGUUAGGAGGAAGCUUGUGGAGAGCAGUGAGAACUUGCUCCCCCUUGAUAAAAUUGAGAAAGUGAUUCUCAAAGUCCCUGAGGUAGAAUAUGUGAACAGACCCAGCCCAGCCUCAGAGCAUGAAGCACGACACUCCUUCCAGUUUGUUGCAUGCUCUGCUUUGCUGGAUGGCAGCAUGUCAGUCCAGUCCUUCGCUGCUGAGAACAUCCAGCAGCCGGCCUUGCGGGAGCUCCUCUCCAAAACGCAGCUGGAGCACCCUCCUGACAACUCCCCCAGCUUUGACAGCCUGUACUGCGAAGUGAGCGUCACACUUCGGGACGGCAGCACGGUCAGCGACCGCUGCACUACCUUCUACGGGCACUGGAGGAAACCUCUGAAAAUGGAAGACUUGCAGAAAAAGUUUCAAUCCAAUGCACUCGGCAUCCUGCCCGCAGAAGCCAUGGAAGGCAUUACAGACACCGUGUACAACCUGGAAAAAGUAGAGGACUGUUCUGUGUUAAGUACAUUUCUAUCAGGACAGUCAGCUAGAGCACUUCCAGAGAAGCUGUGCUUCCUUUGAAUGUUCCAGCCAACAGCUACACAUUCUUCACAAAGCCAAUGCUAAAAUAAACACAGCAGAGGCAGGGAGGGGUAGCACUGGAUACUCUGCAGCCUGUCAGGUGUCACUGUAGCCAUUGCAGCUGAGGCAGCAUGAGGGACAGCUCCACUUUCCUCAUCACGAAGGCAUUAUUUCCCAGUUCCACCUUUUUCGCUGCUCUGUGGUACAGGUCUGUUCCUGCUUCACUCCCAACCCCCGUUACAUAACACUGAGUAUUUAAGUUAGUUCAGGCCCAGCAGUGUGGGCUGCAGUACCCUGUGAGCACCAGAGCACUUCCAGUUGUCUAUGGGAGACAACUCAGUGUCCACAGGAACCUUGAUAAUAAAUUCUGGGAAUUUUUUGUUCCCCCAGAGUACAAAGCCUUGCCAGACUGAGUUUCUAGGAGAAGCUGCCAAACCUUUGUUCUCAUUUGUAAAAUCAAACCAUGUGCUCUAACACUUGUAAAAUUGUCUUCCUAAGAGCAUGAAACAAUGUAUGCAAAAAAAAAAAUCACAAAAUAAAUCUAAUUCAUUUUACUAAAUAAAUCUGAAAUAACUUCAUUUAUUAGCCCAAAACUUGUGUAUUUUCCACAUGCAAUGCAUUCAUUUGUGCUGGAUCUUAGGUUAUAAAGUUAGUUUACCUACGGACUCUGCAAAAAAUUCUGAAGUCCAUUAGUUAUACUUGCUUAAAGACUUGCAAGGGCAAAAAAAAAAGCCCCAAACAACCACAUCCUUUUACUUUUCCCUUCUGAUUAGAAAUCAGAAUUGAAUUACUCAUCUAUACUGAAGGUAAACAGUCUCAUUUACAGCUACUUCACUUUUAAUUGCAGUUGGGUAACAGCAAAUGUGAAUUACUGAUAACCAUUAAUGAUGUGAUAAAACCCCAUUAGCCAUACCUUUGGAUUAAAAAAAAAAAA
Molecule: messenger RNA, 4022 nt
Organism: Prinia subflava (tawny-flanked prinia)
Lineage: Eukaryota; Metazoa; Chordata; Aves; Passeriformes; Cisticolidae
Gene: ACOD1
Product: aconitate decarboxylase 1
Exons: 6
Coding region: 1760-3088 (442 amino acids)
Biological process (GO): defense response
Cellular component (GO): mitochondrion
Molecular function (GO): aconitate decarboxylase activity
Source: RefSeq, a predicted model, not a curated record